This is a messenger RNA of Anisakis simplex (herring worm), 354 nucleotides long. The record is from the annotation of a GenBank genome assembly. Lineage: Eukaryota; Metazoa; Nematoda; Chromadorea; Rhabditida; Anisakidae.
AUGUCGCCUAAACCAAAGCGAUCAGUUGGUUGCAAUCCCGAUGCGCUCAUAGUUGAACUGGUCACAAAACUACCAUUCGGUACACCCGAAAGCAAUAAGAAUACAGCUCGCAUGAUCCGUGCAAAGAUUCUGAAAUUGAUUGCGCAUAAGAAUGUUCAAACUGAAAAUUAUGGUGAAUUUGAUGUGACUGAAACUUCCCAUAAUGACUUCCUAAAUGUGCAAUUCACAUUUGUGGAUUCAGUCCACAAAUGUGAUGACUUUAAACAUUUCGCUCAAAGCAGCGCCAAGGAAAUUGCGGAGAUCGGCAAAGUGAUCGUCACUUGUGGAUGCAUGGAACCGAUUGAAUUCGAAUGA